AUGGACCCUACUCCAGGAGUUGAGGCACCUGUUGACACUAGUACUUUGUAUGAGACACCUACACCUUCACCUUCUAUUCAUCCUGAGCCACUAAAGAAAGAUUUUAAGUGCAAAUUAUACAUUGAGAAAGGUGGUGAUGUUGUGGCUCUUGGACGGGUGGUGGCUACCAAAGGCAAUGUACAUGGGAAAAGUUUAGCACCUGGUAACUAUCGCGUGGUUGUUGAUAGAUGUCUAGAUGGGAGUGCAAAACUACCAGUCUCAGUUGGGGAUGAGAUGACUCUUGUGGUUCAUGUAGUCAACAGUUAUGUUGCUUGGCCAUCGCAUCUGAUCAUUACUUAUGAUCAUGAACAGGAACCCAAGAGACUAAAGAGAAAGAGGAUUUCAGCAGCUUGUCCGCCAACACAAGACCUAAAACAUCCGCCACAACAUCUUCCCACUACUCAAGAAGAGGCAGGAUCAAGUAUGGCUAGUAAGUCGCCGAUUAUCUUCAAGGUUCCCACUGGACUUCCCAUGUUUUUGAAGAUACUUCUAGGUUCAGUUAAGUACGUAGAACCAGGAUUCAUGAUUGACAUUCUUAUGGAGACCAAUAUUAUGGGCAAACAAUAUACCUUAUAUAUCUCACAUGAGGAUAUAGUACACUUUGGACUUAUGGAAGAAAUCGGCGCAUCUUGCAUUUCAUUCUAUAUCAGGUAA
Humulus lupulus (European hop) is the source of this 693-nucleotide messenger RNA. RefSeq lists its product as uncharacterized. The coding region runs from base 1 to 693 and encodes 230 amino acids. The record is from RefSeq and is a predicted model, not a curated record. The transcript is spliced from 3 exons. NCBI's taxonomy places the organism in Eukaryota, Viridiplantae, Streptophyta, Magnoliopsida, Rosales, Cannabaceae.